AUGACUCUCAAUGAAAUACGAUCGAAUGGAUAUUGGAUCAUUAAUGGUGUUUCCGCUGUUGGUAGUUACAUUUCCAAGUGUUUUCUUUGUCGGAAGUUACGAAGAUCAGCUGAAAGUCAGAAAAUGGCCAAUCUUCCAGAAGAUCGUUUGGAACCAGCACCUCCUUUUACUUAUUGCGCUGUUGACUUUUUUGGUCCCUGGUACAUAAAGGAACGAAGAAAAGAAGUUAAAAGAUACGGUGUGCUCUUCACAUGUAUGUCAUCCAGGGCCAUACAUCUAGAAACCUCUGCUACAAUGGAGACCGACUCAUUUAUUAACGCCUUACGUAGGUUCAUAUGUCGAAGGGGACCAGUUCGCCAGAUCAGGAGUGAUCGAGGUACGAACUUCGUUGGAGCAAGUAAAGAACUUAAACAGGCUUUGACCGAAUUCAAUUAUGCAAAUAUAACAACGGAAUUACUGAAGAGGAAUUGUGAUUGGAUAGAGUUUAAAUUUAAUGUUCUUUCCGCUAGCCACAUGGGUGGCGUGUGGGAAAGACAAAUUAGGACAGUACGUAGUGUACUUUCUGCAUUAUUACAAAGUAAUGGAUCUCAACUUGAUGAUGAGUCAUUGAGAACUCUGAUGUGUGAAACGGAAGCCAUCGUUAACAGUCGUCCGUUGACCGUAAAUGAUUUAAAUGAUCCUGAUUCACUUCAACCGUUAACGCCAAGUCACCUUCUAACUAUGAAAAGUAGAGUAAUCCUUCCACCACCUGGUGUUUUUCAGUCGCCCGAUAGAUACUCGAGAAAACGUUGGAGAAGAGUACAACAUUUGGCUAAUGAGUUUUGGUCGAGAUGGAGGAAAGAAUUCUUGCUUAGUCUUCAAGCGCGGCAGAAGUGGUGCAAGCCACGCAAAGAUUUGGGUGUUGGUGAUAUUGUCCUCGUCAAGGAAUCAAAUUUACCAAGGAAUUUAUGGGAACUCGCUCGCGUUAUUAGAACGAAUAGAAGCAAAGAUGGAUAUGUGCGUACCGUGAUGUUGGCCAAAGCAGACGGUUUUUUAGAUAGCAAAGGAGUACGGACAAGGUCACAAAGACGUUUGGAACGACCAAUUGAUAAAUUGAUAUUGCUUGUUGAAGGUGAAGGUCAAGACGCGGAGUCCGUCCCCGUCGAGGAGCCAUAA
Messenger RNA from Paramuricea clavata, 1155 nucleotides. Lineage: Eukaryota; Metazoa; Cnidaria; Anthozoa; Malacalcyonacea; Plexauridae. The record is from the annotation of a GenBank genome assembly.